UCUCUGUAAUAUAUGUCUCUAUCUUCUCUGCUAUCUAUGUCGAGGUAGAUAAAGUAUAAGCAAAUCCUUACUAGGGUUUAGUUUUACUAGGGUUUAUCACUCUCUUCUUUACUGUAUGAAACUUUGAGACAGCAUAAGGUGACUCUGUGAAAUGCGCCAAAGGUAUGCAGAAACUGUUAAGCAGAAACCCAUCGUUACCGCCUCCAGUUCUAUCCCUUAAUCCUCUUCUUUCUUUACCUCUUUCUCAUCCCAUAGGGUUUUACAAACACCCACUUGCUCCCAGUCCUAGAAUGACUUCUGCCGCCCUCCACCGGCUUCACCAUCCCACUUUCGGUAAACCCUUUUCGGGUUUCCGGAAUUUGUCUACGGAUUCUUCUGGAAAGGCAGUUGUUCCUCGUAGUGGUAAUAAUUGCCGUAUUUGUAGAUGCUCUCUUGAUACUGCGACUGUGAGGGCUUGGGUUGUUUUGAAGCAGAGUAGAACUAGUGCUGCCUGGUUCGGCACUCUGGCUUCGGCUUCUGGGUCAGAGAAGGGUGUUCCAGUGACUUCUGCUGAGGAGGUGGAGGAUUUCGAAAGUGGGGUUGAGGAUAAAGAGGAGAAUGUGAGUGCCUCGGAGGAGAAGCCCGGGUUGCAUAGGAGGCAGAGGAGUGGUGGUGGUGGUGGGGAAGGAGGGGUUAUGGCUAGUCCAGAUUUGCUAACAAUACCGGGUGUUGGGCCUAGGAAUUUGAGGAAGCUGGUGCAGAAGGGUUUUAUGGGUGUUGAUCAACUCAAACAGCUCUACAGAGAUAAGUUUUUUGGAAAAUCCAACGAGAAGAUGGUUGAGUUCUUACAAAGCUCAGUUGGAAUCAUUCACAGAAACCAUGCUGAGAGUAUCACCUCAUAUAUCAGAAAGAGCGUGGAUGAAGAGUUGAAGGAGAAUAACUCAGAUUCCAAUGUGAAGUCAGCACAAAAGAAACGACUUACUUUCUGUGUUGAGGGAAAUAUUAGUGUUGGAAAAACAACCUUUCUGCAGAGAAUAGCUAAUGAGACACUUGAAUUGCAAGAUCUUGUUGAAAUAGUUCCCGAACCUAUUGCCAAGUGGCAGGAUAUUGGGCCAGAUCACUUUAACAUAUUAGAUGCAUUCUAUGCGGAACCACAAAGAUAUGCUUACACAUUUCAGAACUAUGUUUUUGUAACGAGAGUUAUGCAGGAGAGAGAAUCAUCUGGUGGUAUCAGGCCCCUCAGGUUGAUGGAGAGAAGUGUGUUCAGUGACAGGAUGGUCUUUGUGAGAGCUGUUCAUGAAGCAAACUGGAUGAAUGAGAUGGAGAUCAGCAUUUAUGACUCAUGGUUUGACCCGGUUGUUUCAACUUUGCCUGGACUGAUUCCCGAUGGUUUUAUUUAUCUUAGAGCAAGCCCUGACACAUGUCACAAGAGAAUGAUGUUGCGUAAGAGAACAGAGGAAGGUGGAGUUUCCUUGGAAUAUCUGCGAGGGUUGCAUGAGAAGCAUGAAAGCUGGCUUUUCCCAUUUGAAAGUGGAAAUCAUGGGGUAUUGUCUGUCAGCGAGCUACCCCUAAACUUUGACAAAUCUGUACCCCCAGAUAUAAGGGAUCGUGUUUUUUAUCUGGAGGGCAAUCACAUGCACCCAAGUAUUCAAAAGGUUCCUGCGUUGGUUCUUGACUGUGAGCCUAACAUUGACUUUAACAAAGAUAUUGAAGCAAAGAGGCAGUACGCUCGUCAAGUUGCUGAUUUUUUCGAAUUUGUAAAAAAGAAGAAAGAAGUCACGCCAGGAGCUGGAGAAGAACAGCCUAAGGGCAAUCAAGCACCGGUGUUGCUGCCUCAAAACGGAGGUCUGUGGGUACCUGGUGGGAAGUUCUCGGAAUCGGCACUGAACUUGGAUUUCAGACGAAAUAUGUCAUUCAUGUCUCACUAGUGCAUGUUGCUAAUCCUUGCCAUAUCCAUAACUUUUUGGAAGCAAUGUGUUUUAUUUUCUCCAUGUAAAAAUGUGUUUUGACUACUCAAAGCUUUUAGCCUGCAGUGGUGUAGGAGUAGGUUGUAUGUGGAUGUUGGUAGGAUGUUGAUUAGUGAAAGCUUUGUUUUCAUUUGA
Messenger RNA from Solanum stenotomum, 2081 nucleotides. RefSeq lists its product as uncharacterized. Bases 165 to 1907 code for a protein of 580 amino acids. The record is from RefSeq and is a predicted model, not a curated record. Gene Ontology annotation, cellular component: cytoplasm. Lineage: Eukaryota; Viridiplantae; Streptophyta; Magnoliopsida; Solanales; Solanaceae. Gene Ontology annotation, molecular function: deoxynucleoside kinase activity. The transcript is spliced from 5 exons.